GUUUGUUCUGACGGAAAAGAACAAGGGAUGGUCUACUCUUUCUUCCGUUAAAAAGAAAGGCGCACUCCCCCCGCUUGGUAUAACGUCCCUUUCCAGCUCGGCUCUUCUCGGGCGUUACAAAGUAGUGGCUUUUGGUAGAGCUAUCGCUUCCUCCGUCUCUAUCUCUCUCGGAGAGCUGAGGGCGAGUCUCCUCCGCUGCGGCCUCGGUGCGGGGGUGAAUCUGGAGGCGCCGGCGGGGAAUCUGGUGGAGAAUUGGAGCAAGUCGGGCUCAAAGGAGGAGAGCUUUGAAUCCGAGACGAUGUGGUGCAUCGGCUGCUGAUUGGCUGAGGUAGGUCCGUACAAGCUCUUCUUCGCUUUGGUCUCGUGAGAAGAAGCCUGAGCUCCUAAGCAAUAGCCAUGGAGGCAGAGGGAGAACCGGGGAAAUCUUUGAAGCAUCAGGGCAGUCAGGUCUGCCAGAUCUGCGGUGAUGGUGUCGGCACGACCGUGGAUGGAGAUCUUUUUGUUGCGUGUGAUGUAUGCCGGUUUCCUGUUUGCCGGCCAUGCUAUGAGUAUGAGCGGAAGGAUGGGACUCAGUGCUGCCCCCAGUGCAAAACCAAGUACAAGAGGCACAAAGGGAGUCCUGCAAUUCGUGGGGAGGAAGGAGAUGAUGGGGAUACUGAUGAUGUUGGUAGUGACUUCAAUUACCCAUAUGGAAACCAGGAUCAGAACCAGAAGAUUGCUGACAGAAUGCUGAGCUGGCGCAUGAACUAUGGUCAGAGGGAGAAUGUUGGGCCUCCGAAGUUUGAUAGUGGGGAGAUUCCUCGGGGCCACAUCCCUUUCCUCUCUCAUAGCCAGCCGGUGUCAGGUGAAUUGUCAGGAGCAUCUCCUCCUUAUCAUGUCAUGUCUCCUGAAGUGGGUGGCGGUGGAAAGCGUGUGCAUCCAUUUCCAUAUGAUGUGAAUCAUUCAUCUAAUCCAUCAAGGGAGUUCUCUGGCAGUUUCGGAAAUGUUGCCUGGAAAGAGAGGGUUGAAGGGUGGAAGAUGAAGCAAGACAAAAAUACAGUUCCCAUGACCAAUGGCACCAGUCAUGCCCCUUCUGAAGGCAGAGGAAUCACGGAUAUUGAUGCAUCUACAGAGUAUAAUAUGGAAGAUGCCCUAUUGAAUGAUGAAACUCGCCAGCCUCUCUCUAGGAAAGUGUCUAUUCCAUCAUCUAGGAUAAAUCCAUACAGGAUGGUCAUCGUCUUGCGGCUUGUUAUAUUGUGCAUUUUCUUACAUUAUCGUAUCACAAAUCCCGUGCGCAAUGCAUAUGCUUUGUGGUUAUUGUCUGUGAUAUGUGAAAUCUGGUUUGCCAUGUCAUGGAUAUUAGAUCAGUUCCCAAAAUGGUUUCCAGUGAACCGUGAGACAUAUCUUGAUAGACUGGUUUUGAGGUUUGACCAAGAAGGUGAACCAUCUCAGCUGGCUGCUGUUGACAUUUUUGUUAGUACCGUUGACCCUAUGAAAGAGCCACCGCUUGUCACUGCCAAUACCGUUUUAUCUAUUCUAGCUGUGGAUUACCCUGUUGAUAAGGUCUCUUGCUAUGUCUCUGAUGAUGGAGCUGCCAUGCUGACAUUUGAGGCCAUGUCUGAGACCUCAGAAUUUGCAAGAAAAUGGGUUCCUUUCUGCAAGAAAUAUAGCAUCGAACCCCGAGCUCCAGAAUGGUACUUUGCUCAGAAAAUUGAUUACUUGAAAGAUAAAGUUCAUCCCUCAUUUGUUAAAGAUCGCAGAGCUAUGAAGAGGGAGUAUGAAGAGUUUAAGGUUCGCAUCAAUGGCCUUGUAGCAAAGGCACAAAAAGUUCCUCCAGAGGGAUGGAUCAUGCAAGAUGGUACACCUUGGCCUGGAAAUAAUACCAGAGAUCAUCCUGGAAUGAUACAGGUUUUCUUAGGCCAAAGUGGUGGGCUUGACAGUGAGGGCAAUGAGCUUCCUCGAUUAGUCUAUGUGUCCCGUGAGAAACGUCCUGGUUUCCAACAUCACAAGAAAGCUGGUGCAAUGAAUGCUCUAGUACGUGUCUCAGCAGUCCUUACCAAUGGACCAUUUUUGUUGAAUCUUGACUGUGACCAUUACAUAAACAACAGUAAGGCAUUGAGAGAAGCAAUGUGCUUUCUUAUGGAUCCAAACCUUGGGAAGCAUGUUUGCUAUGUACAAUUUCCACAGAGGUUUGAUGGUAUUGAUAAGAAUGAUCGUUAUGCCAACCGGAAUACUGUAUUUUUUGAUAUUAAUUUAAGAGGUCUCGAUGGCAUUCAAGGCCCUGUUUAUGUGGGUACAGGAUGCGUCUUCAAUAGAACAGCUUUAUAUGGUUAUGAACCUCCUAUUAAGAACCAACAUAAGAAAGCUGGUUUCCUUUCUUUAUGCUGUGGGGGUUCGAGGAAGAAGAAUUCAACAUCAAGAAAGAAGGGUUCGGACAAGAAGAAAUCAAGCAAACAUGUUGACAAUUCUGUACCAGUAUUUAAUCUGGAAGAUAUAGAGGAGGGACUUGAAGGUAUUGAAUUUGAUGAUGAGAAAUCACUCCUCAUGUCACAAAUGAGCUUGGAGAAAAGAUUUGGUCAAUCAAAUGUCUUUGUUGCUUCUACACUGAUGGAACAUGGUGGAGUUCCUCAGUCAGCAACUCCUGAAUCUCUGCUAAAAGAAGCUAUUCAUGUAAUUAGCUGUGGUUAUGAGGAUAAGACAGAGUGGGGAAGUGAGAUAGGAUGGAUCUAUGGUUCUGUUACAGAAGAUAUUCUUACUGGUUUCAAGAUGCAUGCUCGAGGUUGGCGCUCGAUCUACUGCAUGCCUAAGAGGCCUGCCUUCAAAGGAUCAGCUCCCAUUAACCUUUCAGAUCGUCUGAACCAAGUGCUUCGUUGGGCUCUGGGAUCUGUUGAAAUUCUUUUCAGCAGGCAUUGCCCUAUAUGGUAUGGCUACGGAGGACGAUUGAAAUUUCUGGAGAGAUUUGCAUACAUCAACACCACAAUCUACCCACUUACUUCAAUUCCUCUUCUUCUAUACUGUACGUUGCCUGCUGUCUGUCUACUCACUGGAAAGUUCAUCAUCCCUCAGAUCAGCAACUUUGCAAGUAUUUGGUUCAUCUCUCUCUUCCUUUCCAUCUUUGCCACCGGCAUACUAGAAAUGCGGUGGAGUGGUGUCGGAAUUGAUGAAUGGUGGAGGAAUGAACAGUUCUGGGUCAUUGGAGGUGUCUCCUCCCAUCUCUUUGCUGUGUUCCAAGGCCUUCUUAAAGUGCUUGCAGGUAUCGAUACCAACUUCACGGUUACCUCCAAGGCAUCGGAUGAAGAAGGUGACUUUGCUGAGCUCUACAUGUUCAAAUGGACCACACUUCUGAUACCACCAACAACUCUGCUCAUUAUUAAUCUGGUGGGUGUGGUUGCUGGGAUCUCUUACGCAAUCAACAGUGGCUACCAGUCUUGGGGUCCGCUCUUUGGGAAGCUCUUCUUUGCCUUCUGGGUUAUUGUCCAUCUCUACCCCUUCCUCAAGGGUCUCAUGGGAAAGCAGAACCGAACUCCUACAAUUGUCGUGGUCUGGUCCAUUCUUCUGGCUUCAAUCUUUUCCUUGCUCUGGGUUCGUGUUGAUCCAUUCACCACAAGAGUGACAGGCCCAGAUGUCCAGCAAUGUGGGAUCAACUGCUAGAAUAAUGAAGGUUUCGAUGAACAAGGGUGCAUGAAGAUGUAUUGUGUGCUUAUCAACUGAUAGCGAGUGUCAAGUGUUUGUAAAUAGAAAGGUUCGAAUGUUGGCUAUUCUGUAAGUUAAGAUCAUUAUGUUUAUUAGAACACUUACGUCGAUAAUGUUGCAUCACAUGGAAAAGGAACUAUUUGAACUUUUUGAGAACUGUUUGGGAAGUGCGUAUGUAGCAUCGCUGUUGCAUCCGGUGUUGGAGAAUUUUCAAUAAUGUUUGGUUCCGGAAUAACAAAAAUGGGAAGAGUAAAAAUGCCGCUUAUAACUUGUGGU
Elaeis guineensis (African oil palm) is the source of this 3948-nucleotide messenger RNA. Its product is annotated as probable cellulose synthase A catalytic subunit 8 [UDP-forming]. Gene Ontology annotation, biological process: cellulose biosynthetic process. Lineage: Eukaryota; Viridiplantae; Streptophyta; Magnoliopsida; Arecales; Arecaceae. The record is from RefSeq and is a predicted model, not a curated record. Gene Ontology annotation, cellular component: membrane. Gene Ontology annotation, molecular function: cellulose synthase (UDP-forming) activity.